This is a messenger RNA of Drosophila melanogaster (fruit fly), 1210 nucleotides long. RefSeq lists its product as uncharacterized. Bases 105 to 962 code for a protein of 285 amino acids. Lineage: Eukaryota; Metazoa; Arthropoda; Insecta; Diptera; Drosophilidae. The record is from RefSeq and is marked reviewed. Gene Ontology annotation, cellular component: nucleus. The transcript has a single exon. Gene Ontology annotation, biological process: protein polyubiquitination. Gene Ontology annotation, molecular function: metal ion binding; ubiquitin protein ligase activity.
AAAUUGUUCAAAAAUUUUACACGAAAAAAAGUAUAUUUUUUUUUAAAUUUUACAACGCUAUUUAAAAACCAAAAAAUAAAGUUCUCAAAAAUACUUUCAUCAUAAUGUCGUAUCGCCGUAGUCAAACAAUCUGUCGCUUCCAUUUGCUUGGAAUUUGUCGUUUUGGUGAUUUAUGCCGAUUCUCGCACGACGAGACGACACCAAAUGACAACCAGAGUCCGCAGAUAUCGGAAAUCGCGGAUGAAGUCGUGGAGAAUGAGCAAGUGGUGGCCUCCACCAGUAGCUACAGUCGCCAGAUGACCUGGGCAAAUGCACCAGAGUUUGUUCCCAGGUACAAAGCCAAUUCUGCCGAUUUCCAAGCAACUGAAGGUGUCCAGGAUAUUUGUCCAUAUGGUGGCAGCUGUAUCUGGGGCAGUAAGUGCUCGUAUCCACUUCACAUGGAGAUUUGCAAGAUGUGCGACCUUUACUGCCUCCACCCGAUGGAUCAGAACCAACGCCGUGCGCACAAUCGUGAGUGUCUGGAGCAGCACGAGCAGGCGAUGGAGCUAUCUUUUGCAAUAGCCAGAUCCAAGGACAAGAUGUGCGGCAUUUGUUUCGAUACCGUCGUGGAGAAGAAGGGACGUGAACGUCGCUUUGGCAUCUUGUCCAAGUGCAAGCACAUAUUCUGUUUGACGUGCAUUCGCACAUGGCGUCAGGCCCAUCAAUUUGAGGCCACUGUGACGCGUGGUUGCCCCGAAUGUCGCGUCUUUUCGGAAUUCGUGUGCCCUAGUGCCUACUGGGUGGAUACAAAGGAGGAGAAGGACAAGUUGCUAAGCGAAUAUCGCGCGGCAAUGGGCGCCAAGGAUUGCAAGUACUUCAAUGGGGGCUUGGGCAAAUGUCCCUUUGGAAACAAGUGCUUCUACAGGCACCAUCGUCGUUGUGACGAUAACCAGACACAAUCAAAUGCCGUCAAUUCAGACUGAUGGCUAUGACAAUAUGACUAUUGAUUUUAAUGAAAUACCAUUCAUGGCAUUUGACCGAUCGACUGAAUUUCAAUUUGAUCGAUCAAUUUCUCAGUGACUCGAGCGAUACGUCCAUUUCAAAGAAAAUCAAAGAGAACAAAGCAACUUUUGUUAGACGGCUGAGGAGACACGGUUUAUAGACUUAGUCUUGGUCCUUGCCAGAGACUAUAAUGUACAACACUGAGCUUAAUAUAGCUUCGUUCAUCCAC